This is a messenger RNA of Gaeumannomyces tritici R3-111a-1, 2533 nucleotides long. RefSeq lists its product as hypothetical. NCBI's taxonomy places the organism in Eukaryota, Fungi, Ascomycota, Sordariomycetes, Magnaporthales, Magnaporthaceae. Gene Ontology annotation, molecular function: sterol binding. The transcript has 3 exons. The record is from RefSeq and is a predicted model, not a curated record. Gene Ontology annotation, cellular component: intracellular membrane-bounded organelle; cytosol; membrane. The coding region runs from base 255 to 1721 and encodes 488 amino acids. Gene Ontology annotation, biological process: endocytosis; maintenance of cell polarity; exocytosis.
GUGCUUGACCGUCCUUGACAGACUGAAGACGGACAUAAUCUCGGUUUGCUUGCCACUCCUCUGUCUUAGGCUGCGCCUUCCGCCCCUCUGCUUCUGCUGCUGCCGCUGCCGCUGGACAAGGCGCUCGCCGAGCAACUUCCCGCCCGGUUUCUUUACGAUCUUUUUUUUUUUCUUUUUCGCUCUCUCCUUCCUGGUCCAGCCAAGCCCCGAGACUUUGACAAGGAAUUUCAAGGUCGGUGUCGAUUUUGCCUGGGAUGGCAUCGACGGCGGCGGACCAUGUGGCCCCCGAGGAGCCCCCGAGCGACGGCUCUAAGCUAAAAACGUUUAUCGGCAUUCUGAAGAAGUUCAUCGGCGUGGCGGACCUCGCCGCCGUGAGAUUCUCGCUCCCUUCGCAGCUUCUCGAGCCGACGCCGAACCUCGAAUACUGGAACUACCUCGAUGCCCCCAACACCUUCAUCGCCAUCGGUACGUCGGACGAGCCCGUCGACCGCAUGCUCGAGGUUAUGCGCUUCUGGUUCACAAAGGACCUCAAGUACGCCAAGGGCCGCCCAUGCAAGCCCUACAACUCGUGCCUGGGCGAGUUCUUCCGCUGCAACUGGGAGGCCGAGGAUAAUGCCCCCAGGAUCGACACCAAGGCCUUGGGCGGAACCCCCGACCCCAGCCGCCCGGGCUCCGGCGCCUCCAGCCUCCGCUCCGGCAAGCCCACCGCCGCGUCCUCGGCCCUCGGCGUCCUUGCCGACUCGCGCGCCGCCUCCAACCUCUCGGUUCAGCAGACGGGCACCAACCCCGCCAACCCCGUCGUGCGCGUCUCGUACCUGACGGAGCAGACCUCGCACCACCCGCCUGUGAGCGCCUUCUACAUCAGCUGCCCCCAAAAGGGCCUGCACGCCCGCGGCUUCGACCAGAUCACGGCCAGGUUUACGGGCACCUCGAUCAAGGUCAUGCCCGGCGAGCACAACCUGGGAAUAUUUGUCACGCUCGAGAAGCGCGGCGACGAGACGUACCAGCUCACACACCCCGCUGCUCACCUCGGCGGCAUCCUGCGCGGUGCCCUCAGCGUGAGCGUGGGUGACAUGUGCUACAUCUCCUGCCCAAAGACCAAGCUCAAGGCAAUCUUGCGCUACUUCGACGAGGGUUGGCUAGGCCGCUCUACGAACACGGUCGAGGGCGUCAUCUUCCGCUACGACCCAGAAAACGACGACAAGGUCAACAUCAAGGACGUCCCCGACGAAGAUGUCCUUGUCAGACUCAAGGGCCCUUGGAAGGAGAAGGUCGUCUUUACGCUGGGCCCCAAACCUGUGGCUUCGCAUCCACCCGAGAAGCAGAACACCAUAAUCGACAUCGCUCCGCUGAGCGUGGCGCCAAAGUCUCUCCCGCCGGACAGCAUGCAGCUCGAGAACGAGUCGUUGCAGCUGUGGGGCGGCGUCACCGAGGCGAUCCAUUCCAAGCAGUUCUCCAAGGCGACCACGGUCAAGGUCGAGCUCGAGGAGAAGCAGCGCGAAAAGGCUCGCGAGCGCGAGCGCACCGGCGAGGUUUGGCAGCCGGCAUUCUUUGUCGAAGUCACCGACAAGGGCGGCAAGCCCCAGCUCACCGAGAAGGGCCGGGCUGUGCUCGAGAGGGCCCAAAAGGCCGACUGGAACAUUGCCGACAUCGUGGGCGCCCCGGCAAAGUCUGAGGAUGCAACCGAGGUGGACUCGGCUGCAGAGACGGCCAAGCCCUGACGAGAGUUGCUUCCAUCUAGCUAGCGUGAGACCAGAGUCCUUGCUUCUUGAUCUCCUCCCUGUCUUGAAUCCUUUUUUUUUUUCAAUAUCUGCCAGCCCUUGCAUUUUUUUGUUGUCUGGCUUCCCCCCGUUUUCUCUUGCGUAUAGAGUUUCAUUUGGUCACAAUAGAGAGGGGUGUCUUGGGAGUAUUGCUGCGGGCUCUUGCUAACCUGCGUGUUUUGUUGAUCAUUUUUAUCUUGAGUUCCCUCCAUGGUUCUGGGACAAAUGGCUGAGAAGAUCUGGCUUCCAAGGCCCAUCAGUGGCCUUGACGCUCUUUCUAAACAGCACCCCAGAGUGCCUCGGACUUUGCGGGGUUCCGUUCUGGAUCCUCAUGCCCUCAUUCUUUUUUAACUCUUUCUUCGGCUACCCCCAAUUCUGCAUGGCACUUACGUACAAGGAAUAUGUGCGGUUGGAUAGUGCAUGGCUUUAAUGUUGCAUCUCUCAUGAUUGUUGGCUUUCUAGGUAUCUCUUCAUCUGCACGGUGAUCUAGCCCUCGUGUCUGACCCAGAACGCUCACUCUAAACCCGCCGAAGGGCUCGCGGGGAGUUUUCAUAUCCUUUUUUCUUCUCUUUUUCCUUCAUGUCCAGGCAUGUCAGUAAGGCCGGAAGAUUGUCGCAUACGAAGACUCAUGCGGAGAUAUACAUAUCUAUACAUAAAUCAAGAUGCUCGGGUUACUGGCCUAUUAUUUCAGUACUCUUGCUUUUCAUAGCUUUCCAUGUAAUGUCUUGUCUACGGGAACUUCCAAUAAUAGUAAUAGGAGCUUGCAAGGGUGG